Molecule: messenger RNA, 5715 nt
Organism: Papaver somniferum (opium poppy)
Lineage: Eukaryota; Viridiplantae; Streptophyta; Magnoliopsida; Ranunculales; Papaveraceae
Product: putative 1-phosphatidylinositol-3-phosphate 5-kinase FAB1D
Exons: 15
Coding region: 490-5247 (1585 amino acids)
Biological process (GO): phosphatidylinositol phosphate biosynthetic process
Cellular component (GO): endosome membrane
Molecular function (GO): ATP binding; 1-phosphatidylinositol-3-phosphate 5-kinase activity
Source: RefSeq, a predicted model, not a curated record
GUCUACAAAUCAAAAUCUCUCUUGCGCCGUACUCUCAAUCCAUUCCAUUGUUCUUACUCUGGGUCCCACAAACUGAAAUUCGCUUUCUUCUUUUUCCACUUGUUUUAUGUUUUCUUUUUUAAUUCUAUUUCCAUUUCAUUUUCCCCGAAAUUCUUUGUUGAGAAAGUAGCUAGACAAGAAGAAACUGAGAACAUUUUUGAAAUAUUCUUUCCUUCACUUUUGAAUUUGAUUGAUGAUCGUGUUUAGAUGGGUUUCUUCUUCUGGUUGCUUUAACUUUUCUUGUGUGGAGGAACAGUAGACAUUCUCUUGAUCCAAUCCAAUUAUUAAUUUCUGAUUCAAGAGUGAACUGGUCUUUAUCUGAAUUGCAAGACUUUCUUUGGAUUGGAAUGCGCCAUCUCUUUGGUGUAGCACUUACAAAAUCGGACAUUAAAGGGGAACGUAACAUGAACACUGGAUCUUGAUUGCUCUUACGACAUUCUUUUGAGUUGAAUGUGCCAUGUUUGUGGUAUGGCACUUACUAAGUCAGACAUUGAAGAGGAACUAAACAUGAAAGAAACUCAAUUGCAAUUGGAUUGCAAAGACAUCAAUUUGCAUUGUCAUUUCUGUAAGGAUCACGAAUACAUGGAAGAGUCAACGGAUCCAGAUGGUUCGACUCCGUAUGCGACACCAUUGCUUAGUCCAACUGCUUCAUUACAAAGCUACGAUAGCUUCGUCUCAGUAUUCAGUGAGCUGUCGGAGGAUGAAUUUCCCUCAGAAAGUGAUGACAUGAAUGAAGGUGCGCUAGAUACUGGUCAAGAAUAUAGCGAGAGAAGCACACUUCUAGUUGAAGGAACUAAUGGGUCAGGUACAGUCAACGUGGAUUAUGUUGAAGACAACAAUAGUGAUCAGAGUCAAAAUAUUGAGAUUACUGGAAAAGAGGAUACAGAGGAUGCAACGGAACCCUAUUCUUCUUUUGAUUUUGAAGCAGCUCCUGACAUUUGGUUGCCUCCUGGACCACAAUAUCUUGAUGAUGAUACAGCAAGCACGUUAACUAACAAGAACGAUGAAGAUGAAUAUGCUGGUGAAACGAAAUGGUUGAAACCCAGUUCGCUAAGUGGAAUGGGAAAAGAAGUAAGUACGGGCAUUGGGUUUGAAGAGCUUUGCCAGAAAGAAAUGGCAGCGGUAAUGAAUGGGGAGUUCAAGAGCUAUGUUGCUCGACUUCUUACAUCAGCGGGCAUUUCUUCGUUAGUGGAGCCUGGUGAAAGUUGGGUUGACAUAGUUACUUCUCUGUCUUGGGAAGCGGCAUUACUUAUUAAGAAUGAAGCUAUUGGGGUAAAAACACUAGAUGCCGAAGCCUUUGUGAAAGUGAAAUGUAUUGCAACUGGUCGCCGCAGUCAAAGUCAUUUAGUCAAGGGAUUGGUUUUUAAGAAGAACACUGCACACAAGAAUAUGCAAACCAAGUAUGAAAACCCUAGACUAUUGUUGCUUGGAGAGGGCAAAAGCGGGUUGUUGUCAUUAAAUUCAGUGCCUCGGAGUGCACCUGGAGAGAGCACAAACGGGUUACUGACAUUCAAUUCAAUGCAGGAGAAUGAUCUUAGUCCCCUCCGUGAGAUUAUACGGAUCUCUCAUCCAAAUGUCGUUCUAGUGGAGAAAUCUGUUUCUCGUGAUGUGCAAGAAUUUCAUCUCGGAGAAGGAAUAACUCUAGUCAUUGACAUGAAGCUGCAUCGCUUGGAGAGAAUUGCUCGUUGUACUGGUUCAGAGAUUGUAUCUUCUGCUAACAGUUCGUUGGCAACGAAGCUCAAACAAUGUGACUUCUUUCAUUUCGAAAAUUUUUCAGAGGAACACAAAAAUAUCGGGGAAGGUGGAAGGAGGCCGAUUAAGAGGUUGAUGUUCCUUGAGGGUUGUCCAAGAUAUUUUUGUUGUACGGUUUUGCUGAAGGGGUCGCACACUGACGAAUUGAAGAAGGUUAAAAGCGUGAUGCAUUGUGCAGUUAUUGUUGCAUAUCAUCUAAUUCUUGAGACUUCGUUUCUUGACGACCAGAAGGGCAUGUUCUCAACCCUUGAUUCUGCUGUGCUGGAUGGUUUCUUAAAAGAUGAACAACUGCCAGUUGUUAGUUUGGGAAAUUCUGCUGAUAAAGGAAACAUUUAUGCACACCAAAACGGGUUCGAACAUGGAAACAAUAACCAGAUGGAUACAUCUCAUGCACUUCCUGUACCAACCAUUCAUCACGGAAAAUUAAUAUCGUCUAUCUCAACUUCUCUUAAGAAAGUUAUCGAGGACAGUUUGCCUAUCAUUUCAUCUGCUUCUCAUGGGUCCUUCUCCACAUGGUUUGGCUUUAAGGGAAGCGAAUCACAUUCUCAGGAUAAAGCUGCCUUGCCUAUCUCCACAUCACCUGACAUACAUAUCACUAGUGAAGCAGAAGCUGAGGAUAAACCGCAGGAUAGUGUUCAAUCUGAGACCAAGGCUAGUUUUCGUAAAGACCCAUUGAAAUCCCAGAGGGGCGAGAUUAAUAAUGAAAACCAAGCCAAUAAAAAGAAGGAUGACAUAAGCAAAAUGUUAGAUGCCCAUAGCAUAUUGCUCUCGACUUCUAGCCGCAACCUCAAAAAUGCGAAAGUUUGUGAACCAGUCCGCUUGUAUCGUUUCAAGUACUACAGUAAUUUUGACAUGUCCCUCGAGCAGUUCUUGUGCAAUCAUCUACUGAAUAAGACACAUCGAUGCUCUGCGUGCAAUGAUUCCAGAGAAUCUCAUGUUUACCAGUAUAUGCACCAACGUGGGAAGCUCACAAUACGAGUUAAAUGCUAUUCUACCUUUUGCUUGCCCGGUGAAGCAGAAGGGAAACUUUGGAUGUGGAGCCGAUGUUUAAAAUGUGAGCGGGCUACGAGGAGAGUGGUGAUGUCAAAUGCAACCCGCUGUUUAUCAUUAGGAAAGUUUUUGGAGCUUUUCUUCUCAAGUCACUCCACUUCUAUCAAAUUAUCGAGCUGUGGACAUUCUAUGCGCAAGGAUUAUCUUUACUUUUAUGGAUUGGGCCCCAUGGUGACAAUGUUCAGAUACUCACUGCUAAAAAUCUACACCGUGUCUAUGCCUCCUCCUGUUUUGGACUUCAACAAACAGAACGGAGAUUGGAUGGAGAAAGAAGUUAAAAAGGUGUUAGAAAGAGGUAUCUUGCUGUUCUCGGAAGUCGAAAACAUGUUGCCGAAAAUCAAAUCUUUAUUUUGCAGCUUAAACCAAGGUUUAGAUCAUACAUGUCCACUAAAGGAAUUAUCAAAAGUUGAAGAGAUGUUAAUUCAGGAGAGGUCCGAUUUUGAGGAUCUCAUUCAAGUAUAUUUUGAUAAGGAACGAGCUGGGUGCACAAUGCAUGAGAUGCUCAGCUUGAAUCGUUUAAUCCGGGAACUGGUUCUUGAGUCAUAUAUUUGGGAUCGGCGCUUCCGUUGUCUUCAGUCUACUGAUCCCAAAAUGAUUAACACUUUAAAGUCAAGAAAAGCAAUCCAUAGAGACCAAGUACAGUUGCAGAAGGAUAAUAUUGCUGGUGAAAUAAUCGAAGAAAUAAGUACGAUCCACCCUGGUGAAGAAGUUUCUGGCGUAGCAGCUGUGACAUGUGUUGCUAACAUCACUGAUGUGGUGUCUGAUCAUGAUAAUGCUGGGAAUGACAGAAAAUUUGAUCAAAUAUGCAAGGAAGCAAGUGAAGAUUCCAUUAAAGAAUUCCAAGAUCCUGUGGAGCAACCGAAAAGGGCACCGUUAAGUUCUAUUCUUGGGGCAGACGAUACACUCAUCGAAAGAUUAAAAGAUGAUGGGGUCACUCUUAUUGAGUCGUCAGCAUCCACUGCUGGAAAUGAUUCUUUGAUAGGCCAAGGCUCUACUAUUGGACUAUCUCAACGCACCUCUAGUCUUCCUUUACUUACUUCAGACCCUCCGAAAGUUGCCAAUAUAGAGCGUCAUGGGUUACCCAUGGGUGAGACUUCAAAGUCCACGUUCAAGGAGCUAUUCAAUUCUGCUGACUCUGAAGAAUGGGUCUGGACUCCAUUUUCAAAAACUCGAGAGGCAUACAUGGAAGAUCUCCAGAAAAACUACUUACAACAUAAGUUUGAACCCAUCAGUAGGUGUACUCCAGAAAUUCUAUCUACCGCCACUCUGCUGGUCACCGAGGAAAGAUCCAGGCUGCACAUUCCAGUUGCCCCUGAUGCCAAAAUUGUGUCAGUCUAUGAGGAUGAAGCUACAAGUGCAAUUGCAGGAGCUUUAGCCAUAUUGCAUAACCGACAACAUGAAAAGGUGGCCUUUGAUAUCUCUAUUGCAUCGCCUCAUUGGCCUCCAACACGUUCUGCAGAUUCAGGAGUGUCUUCGGGGGAACGUGUUUCAUCAACAAAGUUAUUCUCAAGCUCAAGCAUCGAUGUCUCAUCAAUGGGGGAUUAUCUUUCAUCAUUGGAGGCAUCUCAUUUAGAGAUCCAUCUAGGAGAUGGGAAACAUUCAGGGAAAAGCAAAUACUCUGUGGUUUGUAUAUAUGAAAAGGAGUUCCGUGCUCUCCGAAAACAAUGUUGCCCAUUCGAAAUCGGCUAUAUCGCUUCUCUAAGCCGUUGCAAGAAUUUUGAUGCAAAAGGAGGAAAGAGUGGUUCAUUCUUUGUGAAGACAAUGGACGACAGGUUUAUCGUCAAGCAAAUUAAGAAGAUAGAAUAUGAUUCCUUUUUUGAGUUUGCCCCAGAUUAUUUUAAGUAUGUGAACCAGUCUCUAAGCUCAGGCAGUCAGUCGUGCCUUGCAAAAAUAUUAGGGAUUUAUCAGGUUACUAUAAGGCAGACCAAAAGUGGAAAGGAUCUGAAAUAUGACUUGAUGGUCAUGGAGAAUAUUAUUUUUAAUCGAAACAUAACACGCAUGUAUGAUCUCAAAGGUACGCAGUAUGCCCGAUACACUCCACAUGCAGAUGGCAAGGAAGUCUAUCUGGAUGAGAACUUCGUUGAAGACAUUAGCAUCUCUCCGUUGUUUAUGAGUCAAAAAACUAAGCAACAUUUGCAACGGGCUAUUUGGAAUGACACAUCUUUCCUCACUUCCAUUAAUGUCAUGGAUUACUCUUUGAUUGUGGGAGUUGAUAACCAGAAAGGUGAACUUGUAUGUGGCAUUAUUGACUAUUUAAGACAGUAUACCUGGGACAAACAACUUGAGUCAUGGGUGAAGUUGUCCCUUGUUGUUCCAAAGAAUGUGCAACCUACAGUUAUCUCUCCUAAAGAGUAUAGGAAAAGAUUUAAAAAGUUCAUGUCUAUGUAUUUCAUAUGUCUCCCCUGAUAUAUGAAAGUGCCUGAUCAAGAAGAAGAUACGAUGUGUCAUCCCAACUGACUAACACAAAUGAGAGACCUGCAUAAUCUCAGCUCUCUUGUCUGGUUUUAUUUAUAUAUACAUACAUGUCCAUUUUUGAAGGAUAUGAAAUAGGUUACUCCUCAGUAACUUCAAGUAGAUGUCAGAUACAACUUAUACAAAUCCCAAGUUUUGCGCUUCAGGAUUUUUCAGGGUCUUGGUUUAUUUUAUGGCCCGUUGUGAUUCAUUUUUUGUACCUAGCAGUAUAAAAGAGAAGGAGUUUGUAAAAAGUACAAAUAUACUCGUAACAAGAAUGGUAUAUGCAAAUCGAUGUAAAGCUGCAUUUUAUACAACCUAAUGAUGUGAAGUACAAAAGAGAUUGUAAGGAUACAAAUAUAAUAAGAAAGGUAUAUGCAAAUUAUCUGGAUGUAAAGCUGCAUUUUAUACAACUAAAUGAUU